AGAGGUUUUGCACAUCCGAUGGAUGGUUAGGAACCAAACAGUUUUCUUCAUUCAGUCAUUUCGUACCACUCUUUGUAUUAAUCGUUUUGAACCGAACGAUGAGUUCUUGUGUUUUGUAAUAAGUUUUUGAAAUAUAAUUUCCAUUCAAUAAAUAUAUUGCAGAAGAAGUGAUUGUGUGGGCGAACGACACACACAUAAAGAAAGUUAUUUCUCGUUUUCAUUUGGCUAUAUAUGGAAUGAAUGCUAAAUCGAAAUGUAAACUCAAUAGACAAAUGACCGUCACUUCUCACAGUCCUAUCAGUCCUGUCCUCCACUCAACGCCCGAUAAGUUUCGUCAGAAACAAGUGUUUCACACGAAUGUCGACAGAAUAUGUGUUGACUCGCAUUCGCACAGGAAUUCCGGUAAUGUUUCGCUCAUAGAGUCAAAGUUGCUUAAAGAUACCCAACGGCCGGAUCCGUCCUCUUCAGUCAUUCUGCGCCAAAAGCUUCUUCACCGCAACAAAAACGGCUCAAUCGGCGGUUUAGGCAACGCUUCAAAGGCCACCCGAAAGAGCUACAGUCGCUCACAUAAUAAUGGCUUCAAGUUUCACAACUUUGUGGUGAAUGAAGACAAGCGGUCGUGUCUUGAGGAACAACACGGAACCAAAAAGAUAACAGUUUCUCAUUGGAAGCGACCCAACACUACGAUCACCAUUAAUGAAGAAACACAACAAAAUACAUGUCACCCAAGCCUUCCGUCCCAAUCGAUUCUUGAGACUCUCUUAGCGCCCAACACUUCCAACACAUCCGCUCCUUCGCCUACCAUUGAAGACAAUCAUAGAGUGAGUAAACGAAAACCACUACACGUUCGUCGAGUACUUCGACAACAGCGUAACCAAAGUAUGGAACCGUUAGGACGUCUUCAGCCACAGGACGAACCCCUGGAUCUGUCGCUCAAGCGAUCGGACUUUUGCGAAGACAACGAAACCAAUGACUUAAAAGAAUUCAGCGAUUCUUUGAGAUUAAUUCACAAUCAAAACGAGACGUUUAGUACGGAUUAUACGACAGAAUCAGAAUCAGUGCAAAACCUAAUCAAAUCAGUCAACCAAUCGGCAGCUCAGGCGUCGGCUAUCAUAGCAUCGGUCAAGUGUCCCAUUAGUGCUAAUUUCUCAUCAAAUGCUUCAUCAAAUUCAAGUAACGAUUCGUCGAUAGCUUUGAGACAUCAAAUGGCUAUCAAUUCUGGCCUUUCAUCAAAACAUCAGAAGAAUAGACAAACGCAUAGAAGUCUUAUUAAGAAACAAUUGGAGGAAACAUUCAAACAAAACGGAUUCUUAGUUAAGACCAAACAAGUGAGUGAUGCCAACAAUUCAGCGAUGUUUUGUAAGUUCCGUCAAUUACGCAAAUAUACCCGAUAUUACCUGAAGUCAUGGCACCACCACUUGCCCGACGAAGUCAAUAAGCUAUGGAAAGGCUUUCUGCCGCCCAAAACCGAAAAGCCUAACUCUAGUCAUAAUUAA
This is a messenger RNA of Medioppia subpectinata, 1496 nucleotides long. The record is from the annotation of a GenBank genome assembly. NCBI's taxonomy places the organism in Eukaryota, Metazoa, Arthropoda, Arachnida, Sarcoptiformes, Oppiidae.